GGAAGUACGUCUACGACAGCUGCUCGUGCACGGCGUAUUUGGAUUUAGGCUAUGGCGCUAGCAAGUCCCCUCGCUCCGUUUAUGCCGCCCUUGGUGACAGAUUGCCAAAUCAUGUCACUCAUGUCCAAUUUAAUCGUAAUUGCAUAUUAAUAAUAAUAACAACACAACGGUAGUUGUAUCGUAGAUCCAGUCGCGCGUUCAUGGAUCGUGCUAGCGUUCUCCGUUAGCCGCAAGGGUGUGUAGUUACGUAGUCUUCAUUCCUUCCUUCUAAAGUUUCAAGUUUUCCAUUCAUUUUCAAUACCGCUUAUCCUGAAGAGGGUCGCGGGGGGCGUGCUGGAGCCGAUCCCAGCCAUCUUCGGGCGAAAAGCGCACUACACCUUUAACUGGUCGCCAGUCAGUCGCAGGACACAACAUAUAGAGACAAACAACACUUCACACCCACAUCCACACCGUCACUGUGUGGAAACCGACCCCACGCUGCCCGCACACGAGUCCGGCGAGUGGACCACCACACCGUCAGCCACCUCUUUCAGUUUUCAAGGAUUUAAAAAAAAAAAAAAAUGGAAACGAACGUGCCGAAGAGACGAGACAACAAGAAGCCGCUCCGCGUGAAAGUCAUAAGCCUCGGCAACGCUGAAGUCGGGAAGAGUUGCAUCAUCAAACGUUAUUGUGAGAAGAGGUUUGUUCCCAAAUAUUUGGCUACGAUUGGAAUUGACUACGGGGUCACCAAGGUGCAGGUUCGCGACAGAGAAAUCAAAGUCAACAUCUUCGACAUGGCUGGGCAUCCAUUCUUCUACGAGGUGCGGAAUGAGUUCUACAAGGACAGUCAAGGUGUACUGCUGGUGUACGACGUCGGUCUUCGGGACAGUUUUGACGCCCUGGAUAGCUGGCUGGGCGAAAUGAAACAGGAAAUGGGCUCGCAGGCCAACAUGGACAGCAUCGUGUUCAUAGUCUGCGCCAACAAGGUGGACCUGUUGAAACGGCGAGUGGUGGACGAGGGGGAGGGCCGUCUGUGGGCCGAGUCUCGAGGGUUUCAUUACUUCGAGACGUCGGCGCAAAGUGGAGAGGGGAUCAAUGAGAUGUUCCAGGCCUUUUUCUCCUCCAUCACCGACAUGUGUGAAAACGGCGGGAAGCGCCCCGUGUCUGAGGUCAGCGUAGGCUUCACCAAAGAACAAGCGGACACAAUCAGACGUAUCAGAAACAGCAAGGACUCCUGGGAUAUGCUGGGGGUCAAACCCGGCGCCACACGGGAGGAGGUCAACAAGGCAUACAGGAAACUGGCGGUACUGUUGCACCCAGACAAAUGUGUGGCCCCCGGGAGUGAAGAUGCAUUCAAGGCGGUGGUGAACGCGCGCACCUCACUGUUGAAGAACAUCAAAUAACGGCAACUCACGUCAAACAUCUCACAGCUCUUCUCUCAGCACUUUGCGUUCCACCUCUCGGGUGCCAUGUUAUUCUCCGCCAAACCCUUUUGACGACGUCUCUGAACGCAUUUAUGUACGUGUGUGUGUGUGUGUACAAGAGCUUACAUUUUCGCAUGAAAUCAUCUCACUAUAUUCCGUAGGAUUGAUCAUGGG
Hippocampus comes (tiger tail seahorse) is the source of this 1577-nucleotide messenger RNA. It is a transcript of the gene dnajc27, whose product is annotated as DnaJ (Hsp40) homolog, subfamily C, member 27. The record is from RefSeq and is a predicted model, not a curated record. Gene Ontology annotation, molecular function: GTP binding; GTPase activity. NCBI's taxonomy places the organism in Eukaryota, Metazoa, Chordata, Actinopteri, Syngnathiformes, Syngnathidae. Bases 561 to 1382 code for a protein of 273 amino acids. The transcript has 7 exons.